This is a messenger RNA of Penaeus chinensis, 2611 nucleotides long. Its product is annotated as carbohydrate sulfotransferase 11-like. Lineage: Eukaryota; Metazoa; Arthropoda; Malacostraca; Decapoda; Penaeidae. Gene Ontology annotation, biological process: carbohydrate biosynthetic process. The record is from RefSeq and is a predicted model, not a curated record. Gene Ontology annotation, cellular component: membrane. The coding region runs from base 50 to 1216 and encodes 388 amino acids. The transcript is spliced from 5 exons. Gene Ontology annotation, molecular function: sulfotransferase activity.
CCUGUCCUACCUUCGCCGGGCUUUGAACUACACUCGUUUGCGAACCACUAUGAAGAGAAGAAGAUUUUUACUCGUCUUGCUGUUUGGAAUCUUCGUAGGUACAUUCAUCAUCGACAAGUCAAUGACGCCGAAAAAAAACUUCUAUAAGUCGUUUAUUGUUGAGGAAAUCACGAGCGAGAAACCUACUUUUGCACCAAAACAAGUCCUAACAGAUAAAAGGGAGUUUCUUUACGCAUACGAUAAUGUGUCUCAAGCCAGGCCACUGGACGAGGACAUGACCAGUAGUCUGACCCUUGACCCAGUCAGCCACAUCGGGUCAAAUCAUGACGAGGCCAUGGCCAGUCUCAUGAGCCAACGGCAGGCAUACUUGCGGAGCCAGUGCAAUGCGACCAAUGCUAAGAAGGUCAAAGCAGCUUUGAAAUGGAAGACGAGAGUUACACUGAUCGCAAAUGGAUUUUUCCGUGUCUGUGCAACACCUAAGGGAGGUUCCACGUCGUGGCGGCGUCUAACACUGCGGAUGCCGAAAGGUGUGGUCGGCCGCUCUCCGCCGUUACAGAUCCUGAAUGUCAGACAUCCCUUGACCCGCCUCGCCUCCGCGUACAGAGACAAAUUUCUGGGAGGAUUGCCCCUCUACAAGUACGACGAGGAAUGGCGCCAGAAGACCAAGUCCCGGAUGCCUUGGCACAACGAGUGGGAGACCUUCUGGUUCUCAGCGCUGGCGGCACGAGGCUCGCUUCCCUUCCGGCCCAAUCUGCGGCUGAGGGCCAGGAACGCAACUUACUGGGCCAACGUGGAUCACGGAAGAGAGAUCUACAAAGUCCUGAAGAACGCCCAUGGCAAAGCCGGCUUCAGUUUGAGAAGCGAUUUCCGCAACGCCUCCUUCACCUUCGAGGAAUUCCUUCGCUACGUCAUCUGGACGCAUGAUGUCGGUUUCAUGAACAAGCACUGGGCGCCUCUCGUGUUCCUGUGCAACCCGUGCAAGUACAAAUAUGAUUUCAUUGUCCACCUAGAGACCAUCGUUCCCGAGUUCAACUACGUCAUGAAAUUCCUGAAUCACACGGAGGGCAUAGAGCUCAAGGCAGACCACAAGACGAAGACAACGAGCCGAUCGGAUAUUUACCUCUAUGAGGACAUCCCGAAAGAUGUAAUGAAAAGAAUAUUGGAGAUUUAUAAAUUUGACUUUGAAUUAUUUGGAUACAGAUAUCCCUCUCUCUGAUGUAGUUUUGUGGUAUGUAAAUUCCGAAUUAGCUGUACAUAUUGAUCUUUAGCGGAUAUUCGUCGGGUGAAUUAGAAGGUAGCUUGAUAAAUAUCCAGAAGCUAGAUAAAAAAAUGUAGAUAACAUACACAUAUAUACGUACACACGCAAAUAAGUGACAGGUACAUAAAGUAUGUAAGCGAGAGAGAGCGGAUAAAAGUAAACUGACAUUGAUUGGAUCGAAGGACAAAGGUAGAUACUCUGGCCAUCCAAAUCACUGUAAUUAAGCACACAUGUGCAAAUCCCUACUAAGGUUCAGAUGCUGCAAUUAAUUCGCUUCGUUUCACUGGUUAUGCAUUUUUCAUGUGCGGACGAAUAUUGAGCGCAUGAUACAUGGGAUUCAACUAUUUUGAUAUACCUUUACGAUAAAAAUGUCCAAAAGUAAUAUGAGUGAUAAUGACGUGAUUCUGAUAGUAUGAAAAACAGCAGUGGAGACACAAGUCUUUCAGUUUCUUAAAGCAAAAUAUAAUUUGAGUCUCUGACUUUUCCCAGGUAAUUAGAGGAUAGUGAAUCUUCUUCCCAUAAGAUUAAGGGAAUUCAUACGAAACAUAUGAUACAUUUGCGCACGUACCUGAUUAACUAUUACUCUCUAAAACACCUGCCGAGAGAGAGAGAGAGAGAGAGAGAGAGAGAGAGAGAGAGAGAGAGAGAGAGAGAGAGAGAGAGAGAGAGAGAGAGAGAGGGGGGGGGGGGAGGUAGGUAGGCAGGUAGGUCGGUUUGAAUGAUUUAUAAAACUUAUUCACAAAACAGUGUACAUGCCCUAAAAAAGUCAGGUUAAGUUCCUAUCCAAAAACUCUGUCUUCUAUGUAAGUUGAGGGCUACAGUCAAACAUUAGUUCUGUAUCCCUAUAAGACUGUGCCAUUGUGGUUACAGUAUUCACAUAUCAUCUGGCCAGUAAAGUAUGAAGCAAAUAUAGCAGUAAUCAUACCAAACACAAGACCAGUGUCUAUAAUAAAAUAAAAUAAUAUAAUCAAUAAGUGCUGGUCUCUGGACAGUGCUAUUUGAUCGAUAUAUGCAGUUUUCGUGCACCUAAGUAAGUAGUGGGUAAGAUUAUGCUACACGGUCGCCAUGCACGUUUUGCAGUAGUGAUACAAAAUUGGUUUUGUCUCCAAAACUGCAUCCUGUACAUAUUGUAUAGUGUACUAAUAUCCUGUGCGUAGCCUUUUCUGUGUAACCUGCUGUCUGCGAGACAAUCCAUCAUAGCCUUUAUAAGGUUUGUCCAAAUCUGAUCCCAGCAACACUUUUAUUAUAGCAGAUGGUAUCAUUUUUCUUCAGCUUUUCAGGGGUCCAUACCUGACCUCGAUGACAGCCUAAACUGUUGUUUUUUUAAUUUGAUUAAAAUAUAAUGAUUCUCCA